Molecule: messenger RNA, 3495 nt
Organism: Chenopodium quinoa (quinoa)
Lineage: Eukaryota; Viridiplantae; Streptophyta; Magnoliopsida; Caryophyllales; Amaranthaceae
Exons: 6
Coding region: 1-3495 (1164 amino acids)
Molecular function (GO): RNA-DNA hybrid ribonuclease activity; nucleic acid binding
Source: RefSeq, a predicted model, not a curated record
AUGGCGUGGAACUGUAGGGGUUUGGGUCAGGCGGACUCCCCUAAAGUUCCUUACAUUGCGUCUUUAGUCCGCUCUUGUGGUGUAGAUGUUAUUUUCUUAGCUGAAACUAUGGUGUCUGUAAAUUCUGUAAUGCAUAAAUUAUCUUCCUUGUCAUGUUCAGGUUUUGUAGGUAUGGAUUCGGUGGGUCUUAGUGGUGGGAUUUGUGUGUUGUGGUUUGCCCCAGUUUUGAUUGACCCUCUCUUGGUUUUUUCGCAUAUAAUAUUGUGUCGAGUUGUGGAGAACUUGGUUAUAAAAUAUGUCCUUUUUCUGUAUGGUGCACCUCAAGUUUCUGAUCGUAUGACUGUGUGGUCGAAAAUUUCUGAUAUUUUAGCCUCUUACCAGAAUAUUGUGUUAGUUGGCGAUUUUAAUCAGGUUGAAUAUUUAUCAGAUAAGGCCGAAGGUAAUCUGGAUAUUCCUGGCCGUCAUGAUUUUAUACAGUGGAAAUUGGAUAAUGGGUUACUUGAUAUUCCGUUUUCUAGACCAUCUUUUACUUGGACUAAUGGGAGAACAGUUAUGGACCCCACUUUUGAGAGAUUAGAUAAGGCAUAUGCUACUUCCCAUUGGCUUCAGGAUUGGCUGGCUACCUCUGUUCAUCAUCAGCCCAUUUUGUUUUCUGAUCAUGCGGCAAUUAUUUUAAGUGACUCUUUGCCUUCUGAUAGAUACAAACGUCCUUAUAGAAUUGAAAACUGGUGCCUACACUCUGAGGAUGUUGCUAAUAUGGUUCAAACUACUUUUGUUGAACAUAUCCCUGGGUCUCUUAUGUUUUCCUUAUCAAAAAGACUUUGUGUUCUUCGUCAUCGUCUACUAGCUUGGUGUGUUUCUCAUAAAAAGGCGUGGGGCAUUGAUUGGAAAGCUUUGGUUGCCGAUGUCACUAAUGCUUUUUUUAAUCUUGAUUCACGGAAUAGUCGUUGUUUGUUUAUUCAGGCCCGACGUCGGAAGAACACUAUUAUGGGGCUUAAGGACAAUGAAGGUUCCUGGGUUUCGGAUACGGGGGAUAUUCGUUCUUUGGUUCUCAGUUUUUACAAGUCCUUAUACAGUAGGAAUUUGGAUCGACCUUCUGCUGAAUUCCCUUGGGAUUCCCUUCAGCUCCCUUCUUUGUUUGAUAGGCAUCGUCAGUCCAUGCUAACCCCCUUUUCAGCUGAUGAUAUUAAGCAGGCGAUGUUUAGUAUUGCUGAUGAUAAGUCUCCAGGUCCUGAUGGUUAUACUUCAGCCUUUUUUAAGACCUAUUGGAGUGAGGUGGGUGAUCAGGUGGUGAAUGUUGUCCAGCUCUUUUUUGCUCAUGGUUAUUUGCUUAAGGAUUGGAAUCGAACAUUCUUAGUUUUGCUUCCUAAGGUAGAUCACCCUGAACUUGUUUCUCAAUUUAGAUCGAUAGGACUCUGUAAUGUUCUUUAUAAAUGCAUAUCUAAGUGUCUUGCUCGUCGUCUACGUUGGAUACUUCCAGAUAUAGUUUUAGAUUUUCAUAAUGCCUUUGUUCCGGGCAGGUUAAUAUCUGAUAAUUGCCUGAUGGUGCACGAGAUUCUUUCAUUUAUGAAUGCUUCCAAAGCCAGGAAACGUUUUUAUGCGGCCCUAAAGCUAGACAUGAAUAAAGCUUAUGACAGAGUUGAGUGGGACUUUCUGUGUAGGUGUGUAUCUACAGUGUCAUACCAGGUAUUGGUUAAUGGGUCACCUACAGAGGUUUUUCGUCCUCAGCGUGGUCUACGUCAAGGAGAUCCGCUAUUUCCAUACUUGUUUGUUUUGUGCAUGGAGGUUUCUCCUCCAGCUUGUGAAGAAGUGUUGAAUGUGCUUUCUGCUUUUUGUGAUAUUUCGGGUCAAAUGCUUAAUUUGCAAAAGUCAUUUGUCAAGUUUAGUCCUAAUACUCCUGAGGAUUACCGAUCUUAUAUGUCUGGUUGUUUGAAGAUGCGAUCUGAAUCUAGAUUGGGUUCAUAUUUGGGGCUUCCUGUUGAUUUAGGUCGUAGUAAAUGCUCUGAGUUUGGUUUCCUCUUGGAUAAGGUGGCUAAACGUCUACAGGACUUUACAGCUCUCCGGCUUUCGCCGGCGGCUAAGCUUGUUAUUAUUAACUCAGUGCUCAUUGCCUCCUUUAAUCACAUCCUGUCUGUUUCCAAAAUUCCUGAAUCUAUAUGUUCCAGAAUGGAUAAUUUGUUAGCCAGGUUCUGGUGGAAAUCUUCUUCUUCUAAUCGAGGAUUGGCUCUUCGGUCUUCGUUGUUGCUCCAUCUUCCGAAGGGUUUAGGGGGAUUAGGAAUUCGUAGUAUUUCCCCUUUUAACUCUUCCAUGUUGGCGAAGCAGAGUUGGCGACUUAUUCACUGCCCUCAGUUGUUGGUUUCUCGGCUUCUGUCUGCGAAGUAUCCAACUCUUUGUUCUACUAACUCCUUCUCGACUUCUCGUCCCUCCUGGGGUUGUAGGGGUCUUAUUUCGGGGAUGUCCUUGUUGUCGAAGGGUUUGUGUUGGAAGUAUGCUACUAUUAUUCACGGGUUGUUUGAUUCUAGUUCUGCUGCUAGAAUUCUUUCUUUGGAUCGACCUGUGCGUUUAAUGGAUGAUUUUGUUUACUGGAAGUUUACUAGGGAUGGAGUUUUUACAACGAAAUCUUCUUAUGCUCUUCUUUGUGAGCCUAGGGUCAUGUCUGGUAGUCCAUCUCAAAUCUCUCAAGCAUGGUGGAGGAAGUUCUGGGCUUUACCAAUUCUUCCUCGUUGGAAAAUAUUUGGUUGGAAAUUGGUGCACGACGCCCUUCCUUUAGCGACUAUUCUCAAUUCUCGAGGCCUCACUAAUGAUCCAGUUUGUGAAUUUUUUCAUGCAGAUGUGAAAUCUGUGUCUCAUACAUUCAGAGAUUGUCCUGCUAUCUGUAGUCUUUGGCUAUAUAGGGCGUUGGGAAUCCAAUGGGAUCUUAUGCAGUUUCCUUCGUUUAGUAUUUGGUUCUCAGAUUGGGUUAUUCGUAAUAUGCAGGCUCUAGAUUGGAAGAGGUUUACGAGGUCUUCUCGUUCGGUUAGUUUGGAGGCUAGGCAUGAUGUCAAGUGGCUGUGUCUGCGGGGGUUACCUUAUAUUUCUCCAACGGCAUGUUUGAUGGUAGACGGGGACUGGGAUUGCUCUACUUAUAGGGCGGGAGCAGGCUUGAUAGUCCGUGAUCUUCAUUCUUCUGAGGUCCUGGGAGGUGGUUGUCGGGCUUUUAUGGCAAGUUCAGCGUGGCAGUCUGAGAUUCAAGCUUGUAUAUGGGGUUUGGAGUAUGCUAUUCGCAAAGGUUUUUUAAAAAUCCGGGUUUAUACAGAUUGUGCUGCCCUCCUUACUCUUCUUCCUCCUUCUGGCUUAAUGGAAAUUUCUGCUUGGUGGCUUAUCCAGGAGUUGUGGGCUUGUGUUCAGUCUCUUUUGGUCUGUCAGGUUCAAAAGGUUCCUCGUAUGUGGGAUACUCCUGCUCACUGGUUGGCUGGUUGUGCCCGGCGGCGUCAGUUGUUGUAUUUUUUGUUUUAA